CCCCUUGCGGUCUGUAUGCGGGGUAACGUAAACAAUUUGUUAUAAGUGAAUUGAUUAUACAAAUGGCUUCCCCCAGCUCGGGCAAGCCGGACCGCCGCUGCCGUCUCCGGCGCUGGUGCCGCAGCCGCCGCUGCCAGCUGUGGCGUCUGCUGUUACUGCCGUUCAUCCCCAUCCUCGCCCUUAUCGUGCAGACUACGCUCUCGCUGCGGAACAGCGUCACCAAUGGCAGAGAAGUCGCUGAUGUGGAAGAACAAGUAAGCAGAGCUACAGAACUGGGCAAGCUUGUGACAAGACUGCAGCAGGAGCGGUCAGAAGUGGCUUUCUUCAUCUUCACCAAUGGGAGUACUUUAAGAUCCAAUUUAUCAAUGCGUUUUACGAUGACUGACAACGCGCUGCUGCAGAUGGGCGACCUCCCGCUGCUGGCUUUCAAGAACAGACGCAAACCGGUCGACGAAGAGACGUUCAGGACAGAACUCGGAGAACUCAGGGACAGCAUAUACACGGAAAAGUCCAUGAAUAUGACAGAUGUAGUGGAGUGGUACACCAACGCUAACGCGGCGCUGCUCAACCAUCUCACUAAAGAAAUUAAGGACACAGACAGCAGUACCAUAUGGAGAUAUUUAGUUGGCUUCAAGAACAUUCUGCGCAGCAUAGAAUGCAAAGGCAUCGCGUCCGUUCUGGGAAUCAAUUACUUUGGGCGCGGUACAUUGCAACCGAGAGCACACGAAAGAUUCAUAGCACACCUGGUCCUUGGGAGAGAUCUAUUGGACAACACCUUGAACUACGUGCCUUCGCUCAUACCACUGCAUGUGGACAUCAAAGAAGACAGUCCGGAGUACAAGGAGUUGGAAAAGAAGAACCAGUUAAUCGUGGACAACAGUCUCCAGACUGGGAACCUGACUGAGGCCAUCUCUUACUUCGACCAAACGACGACUCUCUUGGACAAGCUCCGCGCCGUACAAAAACAACUACGGGGGUAUAUCAGGGAAGGAGUAACAGAGAGUUUGAGGGAGGCGCGUCGCAGCGAAGCAGUAUGCGCUGGCAUUCUGGUGCUGGUGUGUGUGGUGUCACCCAUCAUCAUUGCUCUCGUCAGGACAGCCGUCAACACUAUUCAGGUAUAUGCCACAAACUUGGCCGAGAAGGCACGAGAACUGGAAUACGAGAAGGAGUUGAGCGACUCUCUCCUCUACGAGAUGCUGCCAGCUACCGUGGCUAAACAGCUGAAGCAAACCCAGCAGGUCCCGGCAGAGUAUUUUGCCUCGGUGACUGUCUACUUCAGUGAUAUAGUCGGAUUCACUGCGAUUGCUGCCGUGUCCACUCCUUACCAGGUCAUCAGUUUCCUGAACUCAGUUUACAAGCUGUUCGACGACCGUAUCGAGUGCUACGACGUCUACAAAAUCGAAACCAUCGGUGACUCCUACAUGGUAGCCUCUGGGUUGCCCGUUAGAAACGGUAACAAACAUGCCACGGAGAUUGCUAGUAUGGCGCUAGAGCUGCUAGCGGCCACGGCACACUGCAGGCUGCCACACCGUCCCGAUCAGACGUUAUGCAUGAGAAGCGGUAUUCACUCAGGGCCGUGCGUCGCGGGGAUUGUCGGAAGCAAGAUGCCGCGCUACUGCCUCUUUGGAGACACCAUCAAUACAGCUAGUCGCAUGGAGAGUACUAGCGAGCCGAUGAAGAUUCAAAUCUCCGACGACGUGAAGAGAGCUCUGGACCGGAACGGCAGGUUCAUCACAUCCCCUCGAGGGGUAGUUGAUGUCAAGGGCAAGGGUGAGAUGGUCACGCAUUGGCUAGAGGGUCGGUCGGGCCCGUCGCCGGUCCGUCUCUCCUCGGGCCUAGAUACCAGCGCUCCCAGCUUCCUCGCCCGCAUCCAUUCCCAGCGAGGCCGGGACAACAGAUCACAUUAAUAUUAUCCAACUUGAGGCUAGAAAUGUGGUUGGCAACUGUCAAAGGUUUGCAUAGAUGGCGCCAUCAUAGCUUGCAUCUUUUUCUAUGAGAUUUGGUUUAAAGAGCUGGGCAUCAAAAAAAAACGUAAAAUUGACACAAUUCUAAGAAUUGUCAGGGCAAGCUAUGAUGGCGCCAUCUGCUUAAUACUUCGACCGACGAACCCCAUUAUGAGUCGUUUUCACAAUGAACAUCUAAAGAUGAAUUUUUGUCCUUAUUCAUAAUUAAUUACAUUAUUCAUAAUUAAUUACACGGGGAAAACAAUGUUUUUUGUGUUGAUUGUGAAUUUAGGAAUGAUUACUAUGAUUAGCCAUCAUUUGGACAUACAUACUAAAAUUUGUUUAUUAUUUUUCGUAUUGUAUAAAUGUUAUUAUUUAUUCGAGUAAAUAUAUGUGUUUGAUAUUAAUCUAAGACAUACCUAGUCAAUCAAUUCAGUCAUAAAACUCAUAAAUGUCUUUACUUUCAACAUUUUUGUAGCUGCCAGUACCUAUUUGUAACGUAAUUAUAACCAAAUUGUACCAAAUAGAUGUUUAUUAAUUUAUAAUAAAGAGAGAAGGAAAACGAGGGGAA
Messenger RNA from Cydia fagiglandana, 2514 nucleotides. RefSeq lists its product as uncharacterized. The record is from RefSeq and is a predicted model, not a curated record. The coding region runs from base 63 to 1907 and encodes 614 amino acids. Gene Ontology annotation, molecular function: guanylate cyclase activity; peptide receptor activity; adenylate cyclase activity. NCBI's taxonomy places the organism in Eukaryota, Metazoa, Arthropoda, Insecta, Lepidoptera, Tortricidae. The transcript is spliced from 16 exons. Gene Ontology annotation, biological process: intracellular signal transduction; cGMP biosynthetic process; receptor guanylyl cyclase signaling pathway. Gene Ontology annotation, cellular component: plasma membrane.